Molecule: messenger RNA, 649 nt
Organism: Truncatella angustata
Lineage: Eukaryota; Fungi; Ascomycota; Sordariomycetes; Amphisphaeriales; Sporocadaceae
Exons: 3
Coding region: 236-499 (87 amino acids)
Source: RefSeq, a predicted model, not a curated record
GUCCAUGUCGCGAUCGGCGGCGGGGAAAUGCAGCGGACUGAGUGCCUGCCAAUUUGUUUGUUUGUUUGUGCAUAUAAUAUAGUAUACCCCCGGACCGAGAGGCCCAAUCGAAGUUGAUGAUACCUGAGAUAGAUAUUUUGUUCCUCUUACUUGAGACACUGUUGCCGGAGAACCUUUUCGUGCAGUGCAGAUUCAUCUGUCGAGCCCUUUCCAAGUUGAAAGUCGCCAUCAUAUCAUGACAUCCAGCCACCUAACUUAUCCUGCAAGGCACCACCAAGUUAGUGAACUUUUUUCUUGGAUUGUACCUUUUUGUUUUGUUUUUCUUUUAUUUCUUGCCCAAUUUUCUUCUUCUUGGGUUAUAAGAGAGAGGGGAAAGGCGGUGGGGUGUUCGCUUGCCUUAAGAGUCGUCGGCUUGAAAGAAUACACCUUGGAUAAAAUGUGCGAGAACAUUUAUUCCCUCUCCCGGACAAUGAGAGGGAUACAAUUCAAGAUGGCAUGACUUGUACAGUGAUACACACGAUGGUCACAACAACCGAUGAUAUCGUCUUGCAAGAGAAAACCGCUUACACACUUGAAGAUUGCAUGUGCCUAUACAGGAGCAUCCACAAGGACUACACGCCAAUUGUUUGUGGUUAAAAAGUGGCAUCAG